GAUAUGGAAAAGAGGGUGGGAGUGAUGGACCUGGGAGAGAGGCAUUUGUCCCAGACAGAUGAAGAAGGGCAGGGCAGAAGGGGCACAGACACACGAGUCCCCUGUUCCCAGAGGAAAUUGCAAUGAGCCCAGACAGCUGAGAAAGCUCAGUGGGGAAGAAGCCGCUGAGCUCGCCAAUGGGCAGCACGGGGUGUGCAGCAGAGCUGGCGAUUGCAGCUGCGGAGGUGAGGAGUGCAGUGCGAGCUGAGCGGGAAGAGCCCCUUGCCAUGGCUGAGGCCGCAGAGGCACGGAAUGCUCCGAAUGCCAGUGGCUGAGGGAGCCACGGCGGCUGCUGCUGGACGAGCGAGAAACGCAGCAGGAGCAUUUCAGGCACGGCAAGGACAGGCCAUUGCUCUGCCUGCUGCCGCUGCUGCUCCCGCUGCUCCCGCACACAGUCGUUUCCGGCACCUCUGUUCUCUCGCCGCUGCGACGUGCUUUCUGCCUCUUCCUCACUCAGCAAACACGCAGCUUGCUCUCGCCAUGCACCUCGCACAUCUCAUCCUCACCGUCCUCCUGGGACAGCUCCUCGUGGCUGUGGCCAGAGCCCAGGUACAGCAGGAGCCGUCACUAGAGACCACCGAGGGCACCGGAGUAAACAUCAGCUGCUCACACUCCAACAUCGGGACAGGAGAUACGAUCGCCUGGUACCGUCAGCUCCCGGAGAAGGGCCCGGUCUUCCUCGGCAGAGUUCACAAAGGGUUGAGAGAGCUGCCGGACAUAGCAGGACAGCUGUGGGUGUCGGCAGAUCGGCGUUCGAGCUCGUUGUGGCUCAGGCGGCCCCGGCGCGGGGACGCGGCCGUGUAUUACUGCGCGCUGGUGGCACGGGCAGAGGAGCCGGGGCUGCGGCCGGGCACGAACCGGGGCGGGCGGGGCCCGCAGGGGCCGGGGGCACAGCGCCGCCCGCGGCCAGCAGGGGGCGCUGCCGCUCCGCCCGCCGGGCCCCAGGCGGCUCCGCAGCUCCUUCAGUGCCCCGAGCCCGCGCACAGCGACAGCGCCCAGCCCGCCACGGCCCCGACACACGGCUGCCAGCCUGCCUGCUGCGGGACACAGCCGCCACACACAGCCCGCCACUGCCCCGACAUCUCGUUACCCAGGAACCCCUGA
Messenger RNA from Catharus ustulatus (Swainson's thrush), 1143 nucleotides. RefSeq lists its product as uncharacterized. Gene Ontology annotation, biological process: response to bacterium. The record is from RefSeq and is a predicted model, not a curated record. Lineage: Eukaryota; Metazoa; Chordata; Aves; Passeriformes; Turdidae. The transcript has 2 exons. Bases 292 to 1143 code for a protein of 283 amino acids.